AAGGCGAACGUGGUGCGAUUAACGCUCUCUAAUCGCCGCAGGGGCAUCAUCCGAAUCGAUUCGGCUUCCGGCGGCGCACUCGCCGUUCCUUCAUCGCCGCCACAUUUACCGAGCAGCACCACCAGCUUCUCCGCCGCGCUCGCGAGCGCUCGUGCGGGAUUCACUGCACUGCCCGCUUCUUAAUCCGUCACGCCGACCGCAGCCUUCCUUCCCGUUCCAUUCUCACCGAAGCUCCGCGACCAAGGACCAACCUUUCUGGUAAGAGGAUGACAACCUUCUUGGAGCCCUCAAGCUUCUUUCAGGUACGACCCUCCUCUGUUCGUGCCUUCUCCAUGCCCUUCCGGUCAUAUGUCGUAUGUUGCUCCAAUGGCAACCCCUCCACGGUAGUGCUCCUUGGUAGUUCUCGUGAUCUAGAAUCACGUGAGCGUAAAGUUGUCCGCCUUGGUCUUCCAAGCAAGGGCCGUAUGGCUGAUGAAACGUUGAGCCUUCUUAAGAAUUGCCAGUUGUCUGUAAGGCAACUUAAUCCACGACAAUAUGUAGCUGAUAUCCCACAGCUCUCAAACUUGGAGGUGUGGUUUCAGCGACCCAAAGAUAUAGUUUGCAAAAUACAGUCAGGUGAUUUGGACCUUGGUAUUGUUGGUUUUGACACAGUUUGUGAGUGUGGACAGGGAAAUGAUGAUUUAAUUGUAGUUCACGAGGCACUUGGUUUUGGAGCCUGUUGUUUAUCAAUUGCGAUUCCCAAGUAUGGAAUAUUUGAAAAUGUAAAUUCCCUGGGUGAGUUAGCAAAAAUGCCUCAAUGGACAAAGGACCGACCUCUGCGGAUAGAAACUGGAUUCUCAUACCUGGGGAACAAAUUCUUUCAGGAGAAGGGUUUUGAGCAUGUCAGAUUUCAACGCUCCGAGGGGGCACUUGAGGCUUACCCUGCUAUGGGCACAACUGAUGCUAUUCUGGAUCUUGUGAGCAGUGGAACAACAUUACGAGAAAACAACUUGAAAGAAAUCGAAGGUGGUGUUGUUUUAGAAAGCCAAGCUGUGCUUGUUGCAAGCAGGAGAUCCUUAAACAUGCGCAAGGGUGCAUUGGAAAUUACUCAUGAGAUACUUGAAAGGCUCGAGGCACAUUUAAGGGCAAUUGGGGUAGUAACGGUCGUCGCAAAUAUGAGGGGCAAUAGUGCAGAAGAAGUGGCUGAGAGAGUUCUAAGUCAACCAUCAUUAUCUGGCUUGCAGGGGCCUACUGUAAGUCCGGUGUUUCGCAGUCGUGAUGGCAAGGUCGUAUUAGACUUUUUUGCGAUUGUCAUAUGUGUUCCCCAAAAGGAACUUUACAAGUCUGUUCAGCAACUGAGAUCAAUCGGUGGCAGCGGGGUCUUGGUUUCUGACCUGACUUAUAUUUUCGAGGAAGAGACCCCAAGAUGGCGCAGGCUUCUUUCUGAGCUUGGAUUAUAAUCCUCGUCAUCAAGCACUUUGCAGUGUUAUCUAUUUCAUAGCAACAAACUAGGAUUUGAGCGUCAAAUGGAGUCCAUUUAUUUAGUUCAUGUAUAAUACUCGGACACCAAAGUUAAACCUUUCUGAUUAUGUUGAUGAAACUUUUCAUGGACAACUGGAGAACACGGGUUGUGCAUAAGCAUUGUGGAAUGUGGUGCAUAAGCAUUGUGGAAUGUGUCGACAACACGGGUCGUGCAUAAGCAUUGUGGAAUGUGUCGACAUAUCGAGACAUGCAGCUUUUCUUAGAGCUCAUGAUGGAAAUUUCACUGUAAUAAAUUAGUAGCAUUCGAUUUUUUUUAUC
Musa acuminata subsp. malaccensis (wild Malaysian banana) is the source of this 1779-nucleotide messenger RNA. RefSeq names its product ATP phosphoribosyltransferase, chloroplastic. Gene Ontology annotation, molecular function: magnesium ion binding; ATP phosphoribosyltransferase activity. Gene Ontology annotation, biological process: L-histidine biosynthetic process. Gene Ontology annotation, cellular component: cytoplasm. NCBI's taxonomy places the organism in Eukaryota, Viridiplantae, Streptophyta, Magnoliopsida, Zingiberales, Musaceae. The record is from RefSeq and is a predicted model, not a curated record.